Molecule: messenger RNA, 717 nt
Organism: Ochlerotatus camptorhynchus
Lineage: Eukaryota; Metazoa; Arthropoda; Insecta; Diptera; Culicidae
Product: skin secretory protein xP2-like
Exons: 3
Coding region: 1-717 (238 amino acids)
Source: RefSeq, a predicted model, not a curated record
AUGCCCACGGCUGUGACUUCGACUUCAACUCCAACUCCGACUCCGACUAAGACUUCGACUCCAACUCCGACUCCGACUAAGACUUCGACUCCAACUCCGACUUCGACUUUGAGUUCAACUUUGACUACAACUCCGGCUCCGACUCCGGCUCCGACUCCGGCUCCGACUCCGGCUCCGACUCCGGCUCUGGCUCCGGCUCCGGCUCCGGCUCCGGCUCCGGCUCCGGCUCCGGCUCCGGCUCCGGCUCCGGCUCCGGCUCCGGCUCCGGCUCCGGCUCCGGCUCCGGCUCCGGCUCCGGCUCCGGCUCCGGCUCCGGCUCCGGCUCCGGCUCCGGCUCCGGCUCCGGCUCCGGCUCCGGCUCCGGCUCCGGCUCCGGCUCCGGCUCCGGCUCCGGCUCCGGCUCCGGCUCCGGCUCCGGCUCCGGCUCCGGCUCCGGCUCCGGCUCCGGCUCCGGCUCCGGCUCCGGCUCCGGCUCCGGCUCCGGCUCCGGCUCCGGCUCCGGCUCCGGCUCCGGCUCCGGCUCCGGCUCCGGCUCCGGCUCCGGCUCCGGCUCCGGCUCCGGCUCCGGCUCCGGCUCCGGCUCCGGCUCCGGCUCCGGCUCCGGCUCCGGCUCCGGCUCCGGCUCCGGCUCCGGCUCCGGCUCCGGCUCCCUACGAUUUUUUGCCCAAUAAUCAAUCCUGGGACUUUUUUGAGAACUGUGACUUGCAGAACAACUAA